Molecule: messenger RNA, 788 nt
Organism: Racocetra persica
Lineage: Eukaryota; Fungi; Glomeromycota; Glomeromycetes; Diversisporales; Gigasporaceae
Source: the annotation of a GenBank genome assembly
AUACUAAUAAAAAUCUCAAUUUCACACAUGAUGAUGAUGAUGACUUCAAUGUGUUCGGUGCAAGUAUCAUUGACUAUGAUUCUGAAACUAAUGACCUAGACCCACAUACAGCAUGGACUCCCUAUGGCAAAAUAGCAUAUCUUCCAACUAACAUUCAUAAGAAAAAGUUACUUUCAAAGGAUGAAAGAUCCACAAUUCUUAGAAAUGAACCAUGCAAUAACAUCAGCAAAGCUAUUGAAAACUCACUCAAAAAUGCUAAAGCAUUAUUACUGGACUCUUUAUCUUAUAUUAAUAAGGCUCGAAGAGACAAUGCCAUUAAAAGCAUAUCACCUGAAUACAACACACCUAAUGCAAAUGAGAAAGCAAUACUAGUAACAACACAAGGACAAUUCAUUCUUGCUUCAAUUCCAUUUCAGCCCGUGGUAGAUGUGGAAACUACUGGUUCUACAAUAAAAAUUUCAACAGACAGAGAAAUAAACAAUGAGUCAAACAAAGAUGUAUUAUUCUUGUCAACAACUGCAGCUCACCCACCAGCAUCUGUGGAUACUAUUUCUGGUUGGCUUAAAAAUAUACUAAUAUUUGCUGAGCCUGACGCGAAAGCUAAAGACAUUAGAGCAAUAUCAGCAAAUUUUGCAUAUGAUGCAAGUGCCAGUGUGGAUACAUUACUCAUAUUCAGAAAUUGGUCAUCUAAUGAAGUAUAUAAAAGAUUUUAUCAGAGAGGCAUGAAAAAGACAUUAAUGAAAAGCCACCUACCAACUAAGAUUUUAGAUCAAGCAAAGAGGAUAUAA